Molecule: messenger RNA, 1696 nt
Organism: Spirometra erinaceieuropaei
Lineage: Eukaryota; Metazoa; Platyhelminthes; Cestoda; Diphyllobothriidea; Diphyllobothriidae
Source: the annotation of a GenBank genome assembly
AUGCAGAUGAAUACCCGUUCAGGUACACCCAAUUUUUUCAACUUAUUUUGCCGUCUCAAGUGCUAAGACCCGAGUAUCUCAAUUACACCACUGGCGAUUACGCGCCGUUUGGCUCUUUUUACUCCGAUAAAUUCUCUGAGAGACGCGUCAACACGAACACGGCGCCUGUCUAUUCAAAUAAUAACCCCGGCCCCCCUCGGCGGAAAAUAACUCAGAGGAGGAUGUCAAGUAUGUUCAUCGUGUUCUAUCUUAUCCUUCAGGUCACCCCUAUUAUUGUCCUGUACGAAAUCAACAAAAUCCUCAAGAGACGUCCUAUAUGGAUUCUAUGGAGUAUCCGUCUAGUGCCGAACAUCCUGCUUUCCAUACUGGGGCCUCUACUGUACCUGUUCAAGUAGACAUGUCUUUCCCCACACUCCGGUGGGACCAGGACAGUCUCUGCAGAAACAAAGCUCAAGCCCGUUCUCCUGGGCGAUUCCAGCCGCCAUCGUCCGCAAUCCAUCAGCGGUCUUCUGGCGCAAGCUCCGCCGGUUCCUCGCCCACAGCGCCCAGCAACGCAUCAGCUUCUCACCCGAGGUCUUACAGUCACGGUCAAGCAGAACAACUCAGGCGGUCUAGAGAGUCGACAACUUUUGCGCUCAUUGACAAUCAGCUCUCGAAGCCCCCGCUUAACCAAGUGCGCGACAUGUACCUACAGAACCGCGGUGGUUCCAGUUCAUCUAGCUCUACGCCGACUAGGACAACAAAGAAAGCAAAUCUGUCGGCGGUCCACACCGUUGUGCGUUUUAGGAUCCGGGAAUACCUGCUACCCAUGAUUGGCCAUAUGCGAAAGAUGUUGGAUAUCCUCUUUUCGUCGCAGUAUCCGGAUUACAAUUCCAGUGUGCGCGACGUCCUCGCAUCCCAACUCUUUGGUCAGACGCAAUUGCCCUGUUCUCUUUCUUGCGAGUUCUGUGAACGCUUCCGAUAUCAGUUGGACAGACAGACACCUAGCAGAAAGCUCGUUUUCAGCAAAACACUGAUGCCGACAAAAUCUACUCCGGCCCCGGAAAAACAUUCUGCUACCAGCGCGUCGGCUCCUGACUCCGGUGCCAGUCGUGCCCCCAGUCCCGAUCGAAACUAUUCAAAUCAUGGACUAUCAACUGUGCAAGUAAAACCAGAGGCCUCAUCGGCAACCACUCCCUUGUCAUCACCGUCUUCGCCGUUGCUAAAUUUUGAUAUCCUUGAGCCGGCUUCGGAAGCCGAUCUCUUGGAAGAGCUUCUGGACGUUGUGGACGAGGUUCAUCCUCUGCCCACUCCUCAGCACCCCUUGGACGAAGUCCAUCUUUCAGACAUCAAACGUUCUCCCUCACGCAUUCGUCUAGACAGCGUCUCGGCUCAACUUCAGGAAGGCUUUGAUCUUGAGUCGAUGUACUGGCCGUCAGGCAAUCUGGACUUCGACGUCUGUCCGGAGGAGUCGGUUGAGUUGCAAAACCUGAUUUUGGGCUCCAGUGCCGACACUAAGUUUGAGCCCCUUGCUGACGAUGUAUCCACGUUACCUGCUCUCGAUGACCUCGACUCUCUGUCCAAGACCCCGUUUUCGGAUUAUGCUUCCUUUGAUUUGAAUGUGAGCGUUAAGAAAGAACCGUUUUCUUUGCAGUUUCCCCCACCAAGAUCAUGCGACUCGAGCAGUAGCAGUUGCGAGAGUCAACAACAAUAUUAA